AUGGAGGGGCGGGGCAGGCUGAUCGGGGGUCUGGCACUGGUUCUGAUGGGUGUUUUAGGAGUAUGUUUGACAUGUGGACUGCCAAUGUGGCGUGAGACGUCUUUUGUGGGAGCUAAUAUCGUGACGGCACAGUCGGUGUGGGACGGUCUGUGGUUACACUGCAUCAUGCAGUCUACCGGUCAGAUGCAGUGUAAGAGACACACGCAGACCAUCACUAAUACUGCUGACCUCCAGGCUGGACGGGCCCUCACACUCAUCUCCAUCCUGGCCGCCCUGCUGGGCUUCAUCAUCACCCUGCUGGGAGGAGGCGUAGUCAACUGCAGCGACGAUCCACCUGAUCCUUUAGAGCCUCCAAACACAACGCCCUCGGCAAAAAAGGCGUGUGUGCUGGGUGGAGCUCUGUGUGUCCUGGCCGGCGUCCUCGUCCUCAUUUCGGUCAGCUGGUCGGCGGGGUUGACCGUCUCACUCUAUAACGACCCGUUUGUGGCGGCGCCCCUGAAGAGAGAGGUGGGCACGUCCAUCUACAUCGGCUGGGCCUCGUCUGUGCUGCUGCUGCUGGGCGGCGCUCUCAUCUGCUUCGUGUGCGGGGAGAAGAAGAGAACCCCUCCUUCCAAUUACACCUACAUGCCCUACACCACCAACUCCCAAUACAGCGAUGCCGCGUCCACUCUGAGGUCUGACGUCAUGGGACCAAACAAGAUGUACGACCGCCGUACGCCCAGCAGGAAGCUUGAGUAUGUACCCCCAGUGUACGGGCACAACUCCCUAAACAAGCCUUACAGUGGGAGGUAUAAUCAGCUGCAGGGGACACAGCCAGGAUCCCAGCAGGGGACGUUUGGUCGUAAUCCGUCAAACAGAUCAGGCACACCAGACAAGGGGAAGGGCUUAUUCAUUGGAAUGAAUCCAAAUCCUGUGCGUGACAUUCCCAGCAGAGCCACGACGCUCCCUCCUGAAUAUUAUGAGAGUGUGCCCUAA
Messenger RNA from Centropristis striata (black sea bass), 975 nucleotides. Its product is annotated as claudin-4-like. The transcript is spliced from 3 exons. The coding region runs from base 1 to 975 and encodes 324 amino acids. Gene Ontology annotation, cellular component: bicellular tight junction; plasma membrane. The record is from RefSeq and is a predicted model, not a curated record. Lineage: Eukaryota; Metazoa; Chordata; Actinopteri; Perciformes; Serranidae. Gene Ontology annotation, biological process: cell adhesion; bicellular tight junction assembly. Gene Ontology annotation, molecular function: structural molecule activity.